AUGGCCUCAUUGAUAAUUUGGGACGAGGCCAGCAUGACGAAACGACAAGCGGUCGAGGCAUUGGACAAUAGCAUGCGCGACAUCAUGGGAAUACGCGAUCGACCCUUUGGAGGAAAGACUGUUGUUUUUGGCGGGGACUUUAGGCAGGUGCUUCCGGUCGUCAGAAGGGGGUCGCGGGGCCAGAUAAUUGAUGCAACCCUACGAAGUUCUCAUCUAUGGAAGGGUAUGCGGCAGCUUCGGCUCAUCACCAACAUGAGGGCUCAUAAUGACACGUGGUUUGCAAAUUACUUGCUAAGGGUCGGCAAUGGCACUGAGGAAGUCGACGAUCAAGGCAACAUACUACUCCCUGAAGACAUUUGUCUGUCGUCUACAGGUGAGGUUGACGACCUAGAGAAGCUUAUUCACCACGUGUUUCCGAGUCUAGAUGACAACAUGUCUGAUUCAAAUUACAUGACAUCUCGAGCAAUCCUUUCCACGACAAACGACAAUGUCGACAAGAUAAACAUCCGCAUGAUAGAGCGUUUUCAGGGAGAUGAAGUAAUAUACCAUAGCUUUGACAGUGCGGAGGACGACCCAUAUGGCUACUACGCUCAGGAGUUUCUGAAUGGAUUGACUCCUAACGGUCUUCCUCCGCAUGCACUCAAGCUAAAGCUGAACUGCCCUGUCAUACUUCUAAGGAACAUUGAUCCAGCAAAUGGAUUGUGUAACGGCACUAGGCUUGUUGUUAGAGGUUUUGAGAGGAACACCAUUGAUGCAGAAAUCGUGAUUGGACAACACGCUGGCAGGAGGGUCUUCCUUCCUUGA
Aegilops tauschii subsp. strangulata is the source of this 804-nucleotide messenger RNA. Lineage: Eukaryota; Viridiplantae; Streptophyta; Magnoliopsida; Poales; Poaceae. The record is from RefSeq and is a predicted model, not a curated record.